Molecule: messenger RNA, 312 nt
Organism: Umbelopsis ramanniana AG
Lineage: Eukaryota; Fungi; Mucoromycota; Umbelopsidomycetes; Umbelopsidales; Umbelopsidaceae
Exons: 1
Molecular function (GO): protein binding
Source: RefSeq, a predicted model, not a curated record
AUUGUGCAGCUCUUGCUUAAUCACAGUGCGACGGUUGAUGCAAAAGAUGAAGAUUCAAGUACUGCACUUCACAAGGCUGCAUUAGAUGGACACCAAGAAUUAGUACAGCUGCUGUUGGAACAUGGUGCAGCAGUUGAUGCGAAAGAUCAGAAUUCGGAUACUCCACUGCACAAGGCUACAUUGUUUGGUCACAAAGAAGUAAUACACUCGUUGCUCAAUUAUGGAGCGGCGGUUGAUGCAAAAGAUCAAGAUUGUAAUACCCCAUUACAUAAGGCUGCUUUGAGGGGAUACAGAAAAGUAGUAACCCUGUUA